CGCUCCAUCAACCAUGAACGCUGAUUGGUUGCAGCGAGCGUCAGCAAUAUUUCGCCAGUGUUUAACACGCUUUCGACAGGGUUGGUGUGGGCGAGAUAGAGUGUGCAACUGUGACGCAUUUAGUCUAUUUGCUUUUGAGUGCUUGCGCCGCAGAUUAGCGCAUCUACGGUCAUAGGGCUCUGAAAGCACCGUAUCCCGUUCGAUCUGCGAGGUUAAGUGGGGUGCCGCUUGGUUAGUACCAUGGUAGGGGACUACAUGGGAAUUCCGAGUACCGUAGUUCUCUUUAUCUCUUUAUCUCUUUUUCUCUUUUCCUCUUUCCUCUUUUCUUCAUAUUAUUGUCUUCACCAAUACCCCUCCCACUUACAGUUCCGAGAGGGGCAGAGUGGGUUAGGGCGCGAGCAUGCUACAAUUCUCAACCGCGCGGAAGCCAAACAUGAACAGUGUUCUACACAAGCACAACCUACGAAACAGUUGAGUCUAUUUCGCUCGCCGGCGAGUGCAUACGGUGCCUCUUUGUGCCCAUCAGAACGACGCCUCAGGCACCAGCGUGAUCCAUUGCACACUGUUCACGAACCGUUAAUGCACAGCCGAAUCCCCUCAACUGCAGAUUGAGUUAUAACGGAGCGUGUGGAUGGUGCAG
Molecule: messenger RNA, 640 nt
Organism: Cantharellus anzutake
Lineage: Eukaryota; Fungi; Basidiomycota; Agaricomycetes; Cantharellales; Hydnaceae
Exons: 3
Coding region: 241-612 (123 amino acids)
Source: RefSeq, a predicted model, not a curated record